Molecule: messenger RNA, 1343 nt
Organism: Aspergillus saccharolyticus JOP 1030-1
Lineage: Eukaryota; Fungi; Ascomycota; Eurotiomycetes; Eurotiales; Aspergillaceae
Product: putative MFS transporter
Exons: 5
Biological process (GO): transmembrane transport
Cellular component (GO): membrane
Molecular function (GO): transmembrane transporter activity
Source: RefSeq, a predicted model, not a curated record
CUCGUAGGCACUGGACAUUUAUAUGAGCGGACCCUGAUCUAUCGGAGAACCUUGACUGUAUGAUGCUACAUAGUCAGCAAUUGAGGCAAGGACCCCAAAUGGCCAGCAACAGAGACGAGGAACGCGGUAAAGUGUAUCCCAAUGAAGAGGAUUAUGCAACGUCUCAGACGCCUCUCCUCGGCUCUAAAAGAGCACAGGAUGAUAUGGGCAGGAUCCUGAGCACCAAUUUCAGUGCGCUGACGGCCGGAUUCAAUGACGCCGUUCUAGGCGUCCUGAUUCCCUACAUACGGCCAACCUACCACGUCGGCCUGCUUCAGGUCUCCAUGAUCUACCUGGUCAACUUCACCGGCUGGCUCCUGGCCUCCAUCGCCAACAUUCACAUUUGUUCGCACUACGGGACCGGGGGUACACUGGUCCUCGGGGCCACCAUUCAGUGCAUCGGCUAUGCGCUGAUGUUCUGGGGCCCACCGUUCCCCCUCUUCGCGGCCGCCUUCUUUUUCACCGGCUGCGGCGUGGCUCUGCAGGACGCGCAGAUGAACACCUACACGAUCACCGUCCAAGACGCGCACCGAUGGCUAGGGAUCUUGCAUGCCGUGUAUGGGGUUGGUACCAUCCUCGGCCCCUUGAUAGCGAACACCAUCGCUGCGCGCACCCCCUAUUGGCAGCAUUACUACCUUGCCACGAUGGUGGUUGGGGCAGUGAACAUCUCGUUCCUGGCGUGGACGUUCCGAAAGGGACUAUUCAAGCCCAAUACCAAUAGUGCCAACAGUAGUGCCGCUCGUGACCUGAAAGCUACGUUGACGAACCGGACGGUGUGGCUUCUGAACGGGUUUUUUUUCUUAUACGUGGGUGCGGAGGUCACAGCUGGUGGAUGGCUCGUUCAAUUUCUCGUUUCAAUCAGACAUGGUGAUCCUGAAAAAGUGGGCUACAUAGCCUCGGCAUUCUGGGGGGGCUUCACCAUCGGCCGAGUCGCUCUAACAGAUAUCACACACAAGUUUGGGGAGCGACGGAUGGUCUUUGUCUAUAUGAUAUUGGCUAUCGCGCUGCAGUUGCUGUUUUGGCUAGUACCCAUCAUUACGGUCAAUGCUGUUACGGUGUGCUUCCUGGGGUUCUUCAUCGGGCCAUGCUAUCCGGUUGGGCUCUACGUUCUUACCAAGGUGAUACCCCAAGAAAUGCACGUGGGAGCCAUGGCAGGUUUUACCGCGAGUUUUGGACAAGCUGGAUCCGCCGCUUUCCCUUUCAUGACGGGCGCCAUAGCCUCGCGAGCCGGGGUCCAAGUCUUGCAACCGAUCAUGGUGGGGUUGCUCGUGGGAGUUGUCACAUUCUGGACCUUGGUCCCCAGG